UAUGUUUCCUGUUUCCGGUCUGAACUCUGAUCAAACUGACUGUCAGCGAAUGAGAUUAACAAAGAGCCGGUGACUUUUAAACACAUUUAGAAACACUUGCUAACCCUCUUCGGAAACAUGGAGACUGGUAUGUCAUGUGAUACUUUGUCUUAUUUCAUUCAUUGUCAUUUGUAUAGCCAGCAUGUGAGCUCAAUUUGCGUUCCCGGCUAAUGGCUAGCAAGCUAGCUAACGUUAGCCGGCUAGCUAGCUAGCUUUAUGUCACUUUUCAGAUAGACCGUUAGCUAGCUAAGUUAUGUAACAUAGCUAACCAGCCAGCUUGCUUAUGUGUAUUUUCACUUUGCUAAUGACAUAACAGAUAUUGUUAACUAGCUUGCUAAAGUUAGCCGACCAACAUCAGAACAGCCACCUAACGUCUUCCCAGCUAUCCGUGCCAGAAAAGUUGAUGAUUACUAGUAACUAGCUAGCUAACUAUGUAACGUUGCCAACUAUCGGCUUGACAGCUAACUGUGUUAGUUAGCCAGUCAGUUAACAUAGAAGGCAGCUCAACUUGCUAGCUAUUUAACCAACUUUUUAGGUGAGCAUUAGCCAGUGCUAGUCAAUAAAGGGGAUUUAACCCAAACCCUCUGAAUCAGAGAGGUGCGGGUGGCUGCAUUAAUCGACGUUCACGUCAUCGGCGCGCGGGGAGUAGUUGUUGUUGGGGUUUAUCUGCCUUACUCAAGUGUAGAACGGCAGCUUUUCCACCUUGCCGGCUCGGGAUUCGAACCAGCGACCAUAAGCUCUUAAUGGCUAGACUUCCUUCCACCCCUUUAAUAAAGUAGGAAGCAGUGUUUGUCAACAAGCAGGCAGUGCACGACCAACCCAAUACUUUGAUUUGUUCAAGUAGCUAGCUAAGCUGUCAGGAUAUGCCCUCCCUGGCACCAUAAAACAGGCUACCAGACAGGGAAGGAUGUUUGACACUAUAUGACAACGGGUUUAUAGUGAUAGACUUUGAUCUUAUGGUGUGAUGUGAUUUGGUACCUUGUUGACCUCUGAAAGACUUGCACCCAAAGACCAUGAAAGACGCUAAGUCAGUCAUAAAAGCUAUAUAACAACUCAUAUGUAAAGUUGCAAGUCACUCUAGACACCAGUUUGGCACCUUUCCAAACAAAACUAAAGUGACACUGACAGUCAUUCCCAUUCAUGCUUUUCCAUUCUGUGGAGGAUGCGUUGGAAUGGGCUCUCAACCUAUCCCUGCGUUUGUAUGGCGACACACCCCUCUUGGUUAUGUAUACUGAUUAAAUCAGUAUCUUCAUAAUAGGGUCUCUAUUAUCCAUUUACUGUAGCAAGCUGACAGCAGGAAAUAAGGUAUGAUUUCUCCAACUUGUGUGGUAAAGAUGGAGUAUUGAGGCAUGUGAGUUUGUCAAUCCCUUGAGAUCUAGUGUGUAUUCACUAGGAACCAAACGGAAGCAAACAGCCGAAACAGGGAGGGACCUACCUCAAUUUGUCCAAUAAAGAACGCACAUUUUUGUUCCAAAAUGUUUUCGCAACGCUUUACUACUGUGUGGACUAAUGAAUACACCCCAGGAAUGGCCAGUGUAUUUAAACUUUUCUGUCAUGGAAAAUAGCCUAAAGGACCAGAACCAAUAGGGCUUGAGUCAGGCAAUGGUCUUCUCAGUGUUUAAUUGCUGUGCAGUAUUUGAUGGAAUGACACACCAGUAUUAUUUUUAUCAGUGUACUACUACAACAGAUAGUUCUAGUUUCACAUUUACAGUACAGUGCCUUCAAAAAGUAUUCACGCCACUUGACUUUUUCCACAUUUUGUUGUGUUACAUCCUGAAUUUAAAUGGAUUAAAUUGAGAUUUUUUCCCUCCUUUUUUUAGGCACUGAGCAAAUUUCAGGUCUACUGAGCGCAAACUUGAACAUUGUGAAAAUUCGGUGCAACUUCCGGCACGUGUUUACUGUGAACACUGAGGCUGUACCUGCUUUAAGUUACAGUUUUAACAGUGGUCAAGUAGGCUACUGUGGCUAUUUGAUCAUAAUGUAGGCCUACCAGAAUGGCCUACCAUCAAAAACAAUGGAGAAAAUGCAUCCCAUAACAUUUUAAUAUGGAAAUAGCUGUUCUAUCGUUCAGCCUAUAGUAGCAGCCAAUGUGUGGUGUUCAAUGCAGGCCUACAUUCCAUGAGACUUUUGAAAAAACAUGCAUGGCUUGACAUUAACCUGUUUUAUCCAGUUCUUCUUCAGACAAGGAGGUGACUGAAAAUGUUGUGUUUGAUGCAAGAAACCACUUUGCAAAAUAAAAUGCAUAAUUAUUCCCAUACCAUUAUUACAGAGAAUCAGACAAAUUAUGCUACCACCUGUCUAUUGGCAACUUAGCUUAUUCAAGCCUAUCUCAAAAUACAACACUGCCCCUUUAAGACAAAAAAAAGCUCUUGAUUCACUUUUCAAAGGUGGCUAGAGAUGCACAGUUUUGUGCUCUUGUAGGAAGCAAUCACUCCCCCAUUGUUGACUACAAUUAUCUAUAACUGGGCUAAUAACUCACUAACUAGUGAAGGAUAUGAACAAAUGUGCACACGUGGCUACAUGUAGCUCUCACUUUGAUCUCAAAACAAGCGCAUCUACUCAUGACAAAGGCUGUUGCGGUCAUGAAGGCAGUCAAAUUCCACGUGACCGUUUAGUCACUAGUUAGGCUUCUCCAAGCUCUGAUGCUGCUGCUGGUCAUUAGUAGCCUACCAAACUUGCUAACUGCCUGGUACUCAGCAAUCUAUUGUCCCUCUAAUCACUCUGACAUCAAUGCAAUGUAAUCGAAAAUCUAAUCAAACACUUCAUGAGAGCCCAUGACCUCAUGUUGCGCAACAUUUCUAUAGGCUAUGCAAUUACGCGAGAACAGAGUGAUGGCCUCUACUAAAAAGAGGAGGAUCCCAUCAGCUUUCUAUAGUUUAGGCCUACUAUAUUUAUUUCUCAACUUCCUUAAUAUUAAGCACAUUUCUUAUAUUUACAACAGGAAUAUAGCCCACCUGGCUGGCAUGAAAAUUAACCACGGGAAAAGCGUCCUCCAGUCGCUAUUUAAGUGCAUAGAUUACAUGUAUUUUUUCCUGCUGCCCCUGUUUUGAUACAGGUGCAUGAUAAUGGUCCAUUCUAAAUCAAAACACAUUUUACACAUAUUAUUUAGUAUAUGUAAAGACAAGAUUAAAUCAAGAAUAGUCUGAUGGGUGACAAGAUUAGCCUAUCACUUGUGAAUGAUAUAUUAUCACUUGUGAAUGAUGCUCAGCAAUGCCUUUUUUGUGUGACUUUUUCUAAUCAUAGACGCACACCUCAUGUAGCCUAGCCCAUAGGCCUAUAUGUUUUAAUAAAGUUUGUAUCACAAAUAAAGUGGCCUAAAUAACUUAUUAAAAUUAAGCACAUUAAUCCGCUUUACAAGCAUGAGUUUCAAGUUUGGGGAAGAUAAUGUUCACCAUAAAAAUGCACCUUUAUAAUAAAAGCAUUACAUUCAUAAUUGCAUUUGCGGUCACUUUUGAUAAUGGUGUUUUCCGCUAAUGGAACAUUCGCACUUAUAGCCUACUACCAUGUGCGCAUUGCUGCACUUAUAAUGUGAAGAAAUAGCCUAAUAGUUUAUCAACAUUUUAAGCUAAGAGGUUUCUUUGAUGCUAGUGGUUGUAUUAAUUUGGGAUCUAUCGCAUCCCACAACUGUCCCAGACUAUGUUUGGAAUAUUUCUGGCUCGCACAGAAUAGAAUAGGUCAACUUUUGUACUAUGGAGGAUAGUAGAUUGACAUAGGCUAGAGCUUUUGCUGUUCGUUAGGCCUACUCAUCUUGUUGGCUGACGAAAAGUAAAUGUGGACAGUUCUUCCAAUAUCUUCAAUAUGCUUCUCGGAAUUGGACAGGACGCGCGCAGUUGCGUCCCCAAUGUGUCUGUCUUCCCUUGUAGCCUGUGAGAAAGACCCGAUCACGUGAUGUAGAGCCAUGUGAGUGAGAUGUGAUUCGGAGCGCGCAGCACUCAGGGAGAAUGGCACAACGGCCACUGGCCGCAAAAGGCAUCGAUUUUUUUUUUUGUUGGGUGCAUUACGGCCACACAAAGGGGAUGCCGCCCUGAAAUUCUAGGCAUUAUCAAGUGCCUGUCAAAUUGUGAAUGAGUGACUGUAGUGUGUACAGCCUGCGCAAAAAACAAAGUAGAGCUCAUGCCUUUCAAGCAACUUUUUUCAAAUCAUCAUUAGUCGCAUCAUGCAGCCUUAGAAUGUAUAAAAAAUCAAGACAUAUAGCCCAACGUUUGGUAAAACAACUAAAGUUACAUUAAUAACUCUAAAUUAAGCAUAUAGGAAUACCUAUUUCUUUGUUAACCGCUCAACACAGAAUAGCGCGUGUGCGCACUCCCUCAAAUCGUUUGUAGAAAAUAUCCUUUCUAUUUUAUUCAGCUUUGUUCAAUUGUAUUCUUCAUACUAUAAAAUAAUGCCACGGAAUUCUAAGCAAAUCUUGUCUGCUAAAUUAAUUGUUGAUAGUGUUAACUAACGGGGGAAAACUCUAGAAAGUUGAGUGAAGUUCAAUCUCGUGCUUCUCUGCGCAGGCUGAUAUUUAUUUUGUGAGGCAGUCCUGGGGGAGCCCCUUUUGUUAUGGCAAGCCUAAAUAAAUUCAGGAGUAAAAAUGUGCUUAACAAGUCGCAUAAUAAGCAGACAUUGAAUAUCCCUAUGAGCAUGGUGAAGUUAUUAAUUACACUUUGGAUGGUGUAUCAAUACUCCCAGUCACUACAAAGAUACAGGCGUCCUUCCCAACUCAGUUGCCGGAGAGGAAGGAAACCGCUCAGGGAUUUUACCAUGAGGCCAAUGGUGACUUUAAAACAGUUACAGAGUUUAAUGGCUGUGAUAGGAGAAAACUGAGGAUGGAUUAACAACAGUGUAGUUACUCCACAAUACUAACUUAAUUGACAGACUGAAAAGAAGGAAGCCUGUACAGAAUAAAAAUAUUCCAGAACAUGCAUUUGUUUUCAAUAAGGCACUAAAGUAAUACUGCAAAAAAUGUGGCAAAGCAAUUCACUUUUUGUCCUGAAUACAGAAUGUUAUGUUUGGGGUAAAUCCAAUACAACACAUUACUGAGAACCACUCUCCAUAUUUUCAAGCAUGGUAGUGGCUGCAUCAUGUUAUGGGUAUGCUUGUAAUCGUUGAGUGGGGAGAUUUUCAGGAUAAAAAAGAAACGGAAGAGACCUAAGCACAGGCAAAAUCCUAGAGGAAAACCUGGUUCAGUCUGCUUUCCACCAGACACUGGGAGAUUAAUUUAAGUUUCAGCAGGACAAUAACUGUCUGCAGUCCACUCAGACAGGUGCGAAUCAGACAGGUGUCUUGUACACCAUGAUUAUUAUAAUUUUUUUGCUACUGCUCGACUAAAGAAAUCUCGGUCGACCAACAGCCUAUCGACCAAACAAUCGAUCAGUCGACUAAGUGGGGCAGCCCAAAACACAUUUAAUGUUCCUGAGUGGCCAAGUUACAGUUUUGACUUAAAUCUACUUGAAAAUCUAUGACAAGACCUGAAGAUGAUUGUCUAGCAAUGAUCAACAACCAAUUUGACUGAGCUAGAAUAAUUUAAAAACAAUUAUGGGCAAAUAUUGCACAAUCCAGGUCUGGAAAGCUCUUAGAGACUUACCCAGAAAGACUCACAGCUGUAAUUGCUGCCGAAGGUGCUUCUACAAAGUAUUGACUCAGGGGUGUGAGUACUAAUUUCAUUUUAAAGACAUUUGCAAAAAUUUCUAAAAACAUGUUUUUACUUUGUCAUUAUGAGGUAUUGUGUAUAGAUGUGUCAGGAAAAACAUGUACAGUGAGGGGAAAAAAGUAUUUGAUCCCCUGCUGAUUUUGUACGUUUGCCCACUGACAAAGAAAUGAUCAGUCUAUAAUUUUAAUGGUAGGUUUAUUUGAACAGUGAGAGUUAGAAUAACAACAAAAAAAUCCAGAAAAAAUGCAUGUCAAAAUGUUGAUUUGCAUUUUAAUGAGGGAAAUAAGUAUUUGACCCCCUCUCAAUCAGAAAGAUUUCUGGCUCUCAGGUGUCUUUUAUGCAGGUAACGAGCUGAGAUUAGGAGCACACUCUUAAAGGGAGUGCUCCUAAUCUCAUCUUGUUACCUGUAUAAAAGACACCUGUCCACAGAAGCAAUCAAUCAAUCAGAUUCCAAACUCUCCACCAUGGCCAAGACCAAAGAGCUCUCCAAGGAUGUCAGGGACAAGAUUGUAGACCUACACAAGGCUGGAAUGGGCUACAAGACCAUCGCCAAGCAGCUUGGUGAGAAGGUGACAACAGUUUGUGCGAUUAUUCGCAAAUGGAAGAAACACAAAAGAACUGUGAAUCUCCCUCGGCCUUGGGCUCCAUGCAAGAUCUCACCUCGUGGAGUUGCAAUGAUCAUGAGUACGGUGAGGAAUCAACCCAGAAUUACACGGGAGGAUCUUGUCAAUGAUCUCAAGGCAGCUGGCACCAUAGUCACCAAGAAAACAAUUGGUAACACAUUACGCCGUGAAGGACUGAAAUCCUGCAGCGCCCACAAGGUCCCCCUACUCAAGAAAGCACAUAUACAUGCCCGUCUGAAGUUUGCCAAUGAACAUCUGAAUGAUUCAGAGGAGAACUGGGUGAAAGUGUUGUGGUCAGAUGAGACCAAAAUGGAGCUCUUUGGCAUCAACUCAACUCGCCGUGUUUGGAGGAGGAGGAAUGCUGCCUAUGACCACAAGAACACCAUCCCCACCGUCAAACAUGGAGGUGGAAACAUUAUGCUUUGGGGGUGUUUUUCUGCUAAGGGGACAGGACAACUUCACUGCAUCAAAGGGACGAUGGACGGGGCCAUGUACCAUCAAAUCUUGGGUGAGAACCUCCUUCCCUCAGCCAGGGCAUUGAAAAUGGGUCAUGGAUGGGUACUCCAGCAUGACAAUGACCCAAAACACACGGCCAAGGCAACAAAGGAGUGUCUCAAGAAGAAGCACAUUAAGAUCCUGGAGUGGCCUAGCCAGUCUUCAGACCUUAAUCCCAUAGAAAAUCUCUGUAGGGAGCUGAAGGUUUGAGUUGCCAACGUCAGGCUCGAAACCUUAAUGACUUGGAGAAGAUCUGCAAAGAGGAGUGGGACAAAAUCCCUCCUGAGAUGUGUGCAAACCUGGUGGCCAACUACAAGAAACGUCUGACCUCUGUGAUUGCCAACAAGGGUUUUGCCACCAAGUACUAAGUCAUGUUUUGCAGAGGGGUGAAAUACUUAUUUCCCUCAUUAAAAUGCAAAUCAAUUUAUAACAUUUUUGACAUGUGUUUUUCUGGAUUUCUUUGUUGUUAUUCUGUCUCUCAUUGUUCAAAUAAACCUACCAUUAAAAUUAUAGACUGAUAAUUUCUUUGUCAGUGGGCAAACGUACAAAAUCAGCAGGGGAUCAAAUACUUUUUUCCCCUCACUGUAUCUAAUCCAUUUUGAAUUCAGACCGUAACACAACAAAAUGUGGAAUAAGUCAAGGGGUAUGAAUACUUUCUGAAGGCACUGUAUAUGGAUAAUUCCUGUGAAAAUAGGAUGAAAACUUUUGUGAACUCGGGCAUAUUUGAAUUUGAUACCGAACUUAUACCGAACUUGAAGUCCUGCUGUUUUGUACCACGUCGUCUGGUGUGGAGUGGACAAGGGCGAGGCAAGGCAUUAUUUGAAUGCCACUUUGUUGACAAUUCAAUACAGUACAACUUUAUUAGUCCCGCUGCAAUUAGGAACCCAUUGCCACUUUGCCAGGUCAAACACAAAUAACAUCCUCCUUAUAUUACAGCUCUUUAUCACGUUGUUUCAUCCAGACUCUUUCCAUUCCUAAUACAUCCAGUCCUAACCUGGUCCCAGAUCUGUUUCUGCUCUCUUGCCAACUCCUUGUCACGCCAAACAAUGUUUGGCAUGAGAAUUCCAUUACAAAGUUGGCAAGAGAGCAUAAACAGAUCGGUAACCAGGCUAACCCUGUCUCCUUAAAAAUGAUGACCUCUCUCUUGUCCUCCUCAGGUCUGAGUCAGGAGAAGAUUGCCUCCUUUGUGAAGCGUUUGCAGGCGGAGCCCAGGUACCUGCUGGCCCAGAACGUGUCCACGUGCAUCGACCCACUGGAGGUGUGUCUGCACAGGCAGACGGUCCAGGACACUGUGCACAUAUUCCAGCACUCCAUCCCCACAGAGGGCAAGCCUAUCACCAACCAGAAAAACUCAGGUACACUUACAGAUACGGUCAAAUAUAUUGGCACCCUUGCACUUUACAAUGGAAUGCAGUGGAGCAGAAUGUUCUGCUUUUUCUUUUCAAACUGGUUGAAUGGCUAUUUUUACCGUGUAGCCACCUAAAUUACAGAUCAUUUAGUUCAGGCCAUUUUUUACUUUGAAAAGAAAAAUCUCAAUUUCAGUUUAGAAUAAUACAAAAAAAGUCCUUGCAGCUGUAAAUCAAACAAAUACACGUAUAAACACAACAUUUUUCAAUUUAAACUAUUUUCUGGUUGACGAAAUGGUGUUUGACGCAAGUGUGCCAAUAUAUUUGACACCCAGCAUCUGUAGCUACUUCAGAGGCCUGGCCAUGUACAAAGACUGCACAGUAGUGUUAGAUGCUGCUUCCAAACUAAAAUGAACUAAAUAGGCCUAUGUACCUGAUGCAGCGAUGUGGUGGCCUGCGUCCCAAAUGGCAGCCUAUAUCCUACAUGGUGUACUACGUUUGACCAGAGCCCCAUAGUCCAUUUUGUUUGUCUGGUUUCUGUAAUGACAUGUUACAGUCAUUACACAAAAUUGCACAGAGGCCUAACUAUGUGUCUAUGUAUAGGAGAUAGGGUGCUAUUUGGGAAGCAGCCAUUGAAGCACACAUAGGCCUAAACAGUUGCUCCAUAUACACAGUUCCAUACUCAUCUGUGCUGAUUGUGGGUUUCAGGGAGAUGUUGGAUCUUCUCGUGCCUCAACGUCAUGCGCCUUCCCUUCAUGAAAAAGUUCAAUAUCGAAGAGUUUGAGUUCAGUCAGUCCUACCUCUUCUUCUGGGACAAGGUAAGACCAUAUUUAUUUGUUUUAUUAAAAUCACAUUUAUUAAUUUGAGCAACUUUCAGCAACAGCUGCUAGAAUAUAUGUGUUUGUUUACAUUUCAGUGGUGGGGUGUAAACAGUGUUGGUGUGUUUGGCAGUGUGUAUCUCUAGUACUGUUAGACUCAUUGUCUGCCUUAAACCCCCUUUGUGUGUGGCGCUCUGUACACUGGACAAUAUUGUACCGAUUGGACGUCACCGUGACCACCUCUCUCUCUCUCUCUCUCUCUCUCUCUCUCUCUCUCUCUCUCUCUCCCUCUCUCCCUCUCUCCCCAUCAUGUCACCUUUCUGCACUCCCCUCCCACCCUCCCUUCAGGUGGAGCGGUGCUACUACUUUCUGCAGGCCUGUGUGGAGACAGCCCAGAGGAAGGAGCCUGUGGACGGCAGACUGGUCCAGUUCCUGCUCUCCAAUCCCACCAACGAUGGCGGCCAGUGGGAUAUGCUGGUCAACCUCAUUGGUCAGUUCACACCUGUUAUUACCCGAUCAGGGGAGUGUUGCUGCAACGCUUGCAUUAUGCUAUGUCAUUAUGUCAUGGCUGCGUCCCAAAGGGCACCCUAUUCCCUAUAUCAUGUACUGCGUUUGACCAGGGGUCAUAUGUAGGGAAUAGGGUGCCCUUUGGGACGCACGGUGUAACUACCUUGGUAACUAGACUGGAACUACUCGGCGGUGGCCGUUUACUGCAGAAAAUAAGCAAAAUUAUACUGGGACUGUCUAGAUUCUGUUUCAAAUGAGUUACUAAUGUAGUAGUUACUGUAUAAUUCUUUGUAAUUAGACAUUCUAUGUAACUACAUGGUAUAUGUGUCACUUUACGUAAUGUGCUUCCACUGUUUUAAUGAGUCAGGUUUGUUGUUUAGAUCAAGUCUGCGUCCCAAAUAGCAUCCGAUUCCCUAUGUAGGGCAUUACUUUUGACCAGAGCCAAUGGGCAAAGCCUUAACGUUAUGGUAUUCUGUGGCUCAGUUGUUAGAGCGUGGCGCUUGCAACGCCAGGUUCGAUUCCCGCUGGGGCCUCCCAUGCGAAAAAUUUAUGCAUGCAUGACUGUAAGUGUGUAUAUAUAUAUCUAUAUAUAAACCUUUCCCAAUCAUCAGAAAAGUACGGAGUUAUCCCAAAGAAAUGCUUCCCAGAGUCUCACAGCUCCGAGGCCUCACGGAGAAUGAAUGACAUCCUCAAUCACAAGGUAGGUUUAUUCACUUACAUCUUUACAACAUUCUGAUUCAUAAUUAUGUAUUGUGUAGAAAUACAAUACCAAAACCUAGUCCUCCUGUUUAAUACCAAGACAAGGCAAUACAAGCAAAUACACUCUACUUAGCCCAGUGAAACACGCGGAAAGAGCGUAGAAGCCACAUUUUUUUUGGUGUCGUCUGUUUUCUUAUAGAAUACCCAGAUAACUAACCCUAACCCAACAUGCUCCAUAAUGUCAUUAGGUAAUGAAGAUAGCUGUGUAGUAUGUCAUGCCAAUGUUCCCUGGCUUUCAGCUGAGAGAAUACUGUCUAAGACUGAGGAACAUGGUGGCCAGUGAAUCCACUAAAGCUGAACUGUCUGACGCCAUGGACACCAUGAUUGAGGAGGUAAGUGCGUGUUAGGGGAAAAAGACACACACGCACGACUCACACACCACCACCACGUCACACCACACACACACAAACAUACACCGUUUUCCUCAGCACUUCAAUAAUGUUGUAGCGCUGCAUCAUUUUGGCCAGAGGAGGGGGCUGUAUAACAGCACAUAGAUCUUUGCUCCAUCCAGGGAAGGAAUAGGACACAUGCUGUAGCACGCCUGCAUAAUAAUAAUAAUAAUAAUAUGGCAUUUAGCAGACGCUUUUAUCCAAAGCGACUUACAGUCAUGCGUGCAUACAUUAUUAUUAUUUUUUUGUGUAUGGGUGGUCCCGGGGAUCAAACCCACUACCCUGGCGUUACAAGCGCCGUGCUCUACCAGCUGAGCUACAGAGGACCACAUAUGGAUUUAACACGGCAGGUCUUGGGCAGGAAAGGACAAUAAUGAUUACGGCUCCAGUUAUUAUUAGGCAAUAUUUGUUUUCAGAUUUUAUAUUGGCCAUUCAAUUCAAAUCUAUCUGUCGCCUGUUGUAGCAGCACACAGAAGGCUACAGGUUGAUUACAAAGGGGCGUGUGUGUGUGUGUGGUUGUGAAUAGUACCUAAAUCUAAUACCAUUGACUUGAUAUUGUAUUGACUUUCACCACACCACUGAUUUCUCUAUCAAAUCUAAAACGUAGCUGUCAAACAGUGGAUAGACUCCCUCCUCUGUUCAGAUUGAUAUCUAGGCCUAAUAGCUAGAUACCACCACUGUUGGAAUUUGUUGUAGCUAUAUUCCCCCUUAAAUAAUCCCCUAAUUAGUUUUCUACCUCAAAUCAGGAUGUUUGACAUAAGUAGGCUUAGAAAAGGAGCUGCUAUAAAUGCCCAAAUAGCGAUGACUGUUUCUUUUGUUAAACAGUGCUUUAUCGGUAGUAAUGAAUUAGGACAUAAUCACAAGCCCCUCCCAGCGCUGCCUAACAUUGCGUAACCCACCUCUUACACAUUUAGCAACAAUGGCUGUAGUGAUAUAUGGUCCAUACUGUUUAUAAUCCACUGGUGACAGCUUGUGUUUCUAUACUUCUGGCAGCGAAGAGAGUGUGUGUGUCCACAUGCGUGUGUCCAUGUGCACACACUCACACACGCCUCACGGACCUGAUGACCGAAUGUUCCAUAAACAAGAUCUUUAUCGCUCCUGACAUUGAAUGACGUAAGGCAAUUUCGCUGUAAGAGAAAAAAGUCAUAAUGUCGCAACAUUCCCAGCACCACUUAAGACAGAGGAGCCGAGGAAAAUGGAGGUGUGUGAGGCCAGUCAGUCAAUAUCACACAGCCAGAGAGAGAACAUUACAUAAAGGAUUUAGCUUUUGUGUGGUGCGGUUUUGUUGUAUAUGCCCCUGACUGCUUGUUUAAACAGACUCUGGACUACUAGCCUUGCUGCUCUGGAUGCCCUACGCUAGCUACAGUACGUUCUGAUUGUGCAACACUUCCAGUUCUCCCUCGUUGCACUUCUCCAAUGAACAAGAUCGUUUUUUUUUUGUCAACGUGUUUGUUUGUCCACCUGGUAGUAGUUUGUUUUGUGUAACACAGCUCUGGUAGCCUGGGGGAGUGUGAAGAGCGAGAGAAAGGGGGAGGUUGUCCCAAGAGGGUGAGGGGUGUAACCAGUGCCUCUCCUCCCGUCCCAUGGGCGUCCGUACGGGGAAGGGUGCGUUGACUGCACUUCUAUUUAUGCUUGGCAUCUUUUACGACAAGUGAAACAUCACUGUUGUGCCAUGAUUUAGAUUAGCUACUAGCUAGCGAGCCAACAAAUUAGCCAUAAUUAAUUAGGCUAGAAUACACUCUUGUCAGAUGUGAUCAGGUAGCCAGGUCCUUUUUCAUUAAUUAACUUCUCUGUGUGCUCGUCACUCAACAUGUUGUGUUGACACGGUAGGCGUGCGUCCCAAAUGGCACACUAUUCCCUUUAUAGUGCACUAGGGAAUAGGGUGCCAUUUGGGACGCAUCCUAGAUCAUUUGAAAAUGUCACGUAUCAAGUCAUGUUCAAUUACAGAGUUUUGUAGUCCUUUUCAGAGUGCUGCAUGUGUCUUCAGUGUGCAUGCUGUGCCCUACCCCUCUUCUAUAGACCUGUGACACCUUGCAGUGUUCUGGGUUCAUACGACUGCACACGUAAACCAUGUAAACACCAAGUAUGAGAGGUUGUGGGUUUUUGUGUGUGUUUGCACGCGUGUGUUUCAAUGUAUGCUUAGAAGUGGCGUGUGUUUAUAUUCAGAAGUGGUGUGUCUGUGGUUACAUUUAGAGUUGGUGUGUGUGUGUGUCUGUGGUUACAUUUGGAUUUGGUGUGUGUGUGUCUGUGGUUACAUUUAGAUUUGGUGUGUGUGUGUCUGUGGUUACAUUUAGAGUUGGUGUGUGUGUGUGAGCCAUAGCUGAUCAAAGCUCCUAGACUUGGCCCUCAUUAAGCAAGGGGAUGUCAGGCCUACUUUAGGGGGGGAGUGUCUGAUGUUGUGCAUGCUUCCUGUGUGAGGAGUGUGACGGGGGGGCUGGAGAGCAUCACUCUCUCCCUGUCCAGGCUCCACAUGACAGGCCUGAGAGCCAGACAGGCCAGGCUGCACCACCAUGCUAUGCACCAGCUUCAAAGACCUGGGUUUCCCUUUAAUGUCAUGUUCUCUGCAGAAGCACACACAGACAUGUACACUGUAACAGGCGUGCAGGAGCGCACAAACACAGGGAGACGUUUACAAGUUCACACACACACAUAUACAUGUACACCACCUCCGACUGCUAGCACACGUUCCUCACAUCCUCUCUGCAGCACUCAUUCUGUCCCGUACAUGUUGCAUUGCGUCAUGCAGAAUGAAUCAUAAACAGUCCUAUGUUGAUUCUACUGUAUAAAACGUGCCCAUUUGGGCGCCGGACAUUCUAAGUAGAAAUUCUCCUUCAGGCACAUAUGACUAAGUGCUCUGUUUGUAGAUGUAAAUGUAAUUGAUUGGACAGUGAGUUGACUGACAUGCUACAUGUAUGUUUAGACUGGCUAUGUCUCAAUGGACCCUAUUCCAUACACUACCCUUCAAAAGGUUGGGGUCACUUAGAAAUGUCCUUGUUUUCAAAAUGUUGUAAAUGGCUAUUGUAGCUGGAAACGGCUGAUUUUUUAUGGAAUAUCUACAUAGGCGUACAGAGGCCCAUUAUCAGCAACCAUCAAUCCUGUGUUCCAAUGGCACGUUGUGUUUGCUAAUCCAAGUUUAUCAUUUUAAAAGGCUAAUUGAUCAUUAGAAAACCCUUCUGCAAUUAUGUUAGCACAGCUGAAAACUGUUGUGCUGAUUUAAAGAAGCAAUAAAACUGGCCUUCUUGAGACUAGUUGAGUAUCUGGAGCAUCAGCAAUUGUGGGUUCGAUUACAGGCUCAAAAUGGCCAGAAACACAGAACUUUCUUCUGAAACUCAUCAGUCUAUUCUUGUUAUGAGAAAUGAAGGCUAUUCCAUGCGAGCAAUUGCCAAGAAAGUGAAGAUCUCGUACAACGCUGUGUACUACUCCCUUCACAGAACAGCACAAACUGGCUCUAACCAGAAUAGAAAGAGGAGUGGGAGGCCCCGGUGCACAACUGAGCAAGAGGACAUUUACAUUAGUGUCUAGUUUGAGAAACAGACGCCUCACAGGUCCUCAACUAGCAGCUUAAUUAAAUAGUACCCGCAAAACACCAGUCUCAACGUCAACAGUGAAGAGGCGACCCCCGGGAUGCUGACCUUCUAGGCAGAGUUGCAAAGAAAAAGCCAUAUCUCAGACUGGACAAUAAAAAUAAAAGAUUAAGAUGGGCAAAAGACACUGGACAGAGGAAUAUUGGGAAAAAGUGUUAUGGACAGACUAAUCGAAGUUUGAGGUGUUCGGAUCACAUUUGUGAGACGCAGACCAAAUGAAAAGAUGCUGGAGGAGUGCUUGAUGCCAUCUGUCAAGCAUGGUGGAGGCAAUGUGAUGGUCUGGGGGUGCUUUGGUGGUGGUAUAGUGGGAGAUUUGUACAGGGUAAAAGGGAUCUUGAAGAAGGAAGGCUAUCACUCCAUUUUGCAACGCCAUGCCGUACCCUGUGUAUGGCGCUUGAUUGGAGCCAAUUUCCUCCUACAACAGGACAAUGACCCAAAGCACAGCUCCAAACUAUGCAAUAACUAUUUAGGGAAGAAGCAGUCAGCUGGUAUUCUGUCUAUAAUGGAGUGGCCAGCACAGUCACCGGAUCUCAACCCUAUUGAGCUGUUGUGGGAACAGCUUGACCGUAUGGUACGUAAGAAGUGCCCAUCAAGCCAAUCCAACUUGUGGGAGGUGCUUCAGGAAGCAUGGGGUGAAAUCUCUUCAGAUAACCUCAACAAAUUGACAACUAGAAUGCCAAAGGUCUGCAAGGCUGUAAUUGCUGCAAAAUUCAGGAUUCUUUGACAAAAGCAAAGUUUGAAGGACACAAUUUAUUAUUAAAAAUCAUUAUUUCUAACCUUGUCAAUGACUACUUUUCCUAUUCAUUUUGCUAUAUUUCCUGUUCAAAGUCAUUUCAUGUAUGUUUUCAUGGAAAACAAGGACAUUUCUAAGUGACCCCAAACUUCUGAACGCUAUUGUAUAUAGUGCACUACUUUUGACCAGGGCCCAUUGGGGGCUCUGGUCAAAAGUAGUGCACUAUAAAGGGAAUAGGGUGCCAUUUGGGACACAGUCAGUGUGUUGGCCCAGCGCUGGCUGAAGCAGCAGGUCGCUGUGGGAUCGUUUGUGUUAUUGUGUGGGCUCGUUUGCCAGAGCUGAAAAGCUGCCUGCCGCACUUCAUAGUCUUAUAUUUCUUAAUUUAACAACAUUGUUAUAGUCUGUAAUGACCCCAUGUGUUUUCUGUUUACAAGGCCAGAAAGUCUCAGUCAACCCCAGUCCAUUUCUUCUACCCCAGCUGCUCUCUCGUACGGGUCAUUUGCUUACAGUUUCAUCUAGGCUACAUUUUCAACUCUGUGUACCAGGGCUUUGACUCGAAAUCAGCAGGGCCCGUAGUCACAAAGCGUCUCGGAGUUGGAGAGCUGAUCUAGGAUCAGGUCCCUCCUUUUUAUUCAUUGUGAUUCAAAAUAAAAAUGUAUCCUAGAUCAGCACUCCUACUCUGAGACACUUUGUGUGAAUAUGAGCCGUGGUAGGUUCCACCCUUCACAGUUACCAGCACAAGGUGUUUUAGUGUGGCAUGCUGUUGUUGUUUGUUUGUUUGUUUGUUUGUUUGUUUAUUUAUUUAUUUCUGUCCUAACGAGGUGAUUUCCCUCUGUUGGGGCAACGGGAAGUAAAUCAACAAACAAACAGGCCUGCGUGAGCCGAGGACGAAAGGAUGGAGCAUGUGUGUUGCUUUAGCAUUGGGGGGGGGGGGCUAGCUGUGGAUCUAGAGGAGAUUCCUUAAUAUAUUAAUUGCUGAGACUGUUCAAAUUAAAUUGGGUUGCUGGGCUUUUCUGUAGAUUAUGAGGACAGGGCAUUGUUCAUUAGGCACCAAACUGAAAAAAAUGGGCAGGAAGGGAAUAUCUUGUACCUUAAACUUGUCCAAUAAGAAACGCUCCUUUUCGCUUUCCGUUGCAAAACCUUUGAAGACAAGAGCCAGGUCUUAGACUAUUGUUAAUCCCCUACAAACACGGGUCACUCCGGAUUCCUGUCAAUAACAGGGGAUCCCAGCCGCUAUCUCAGAUAAGGCCCUAAUUCAAACCUGGCCGAGCAGAAAAUCAGGAGCCGGGAGGCCUUGAAGACGCCUGUCUGCACUCAGAAACCAAACAAAAACCUUACUAACCUUUCCAAAACGGUUUACAAACCCACAGCAGCCAGCCCCUGACAGACGGCAGCCGUGGGAUUCUUUCUGUUGCGUUUUGCAUUCGUUCACCAGCUCCACCCACCCGCUGAAGCAGUGUUUUGGAGUGGGAGGGAGAGGAACUAUGUAGUGUACGUCAGAAGAUAUACAAACAGUGACACAGACAUUAAAAAGAAAGAAAGCUGUCUCUAAAGACACUGGUCAAACACGGUGUCCAGCAUGGUCCAGCAGUCGUAAAUCGCCCCUCUCCCCCUUCCAUCCUCAACCCAGUGUGUCUGUCCUCAGGCGAAGGGCCAGGGUAGGGUGGCAGGCAGGGAGGGAAGGUAGCCCGCCUGCUCCCCACACAUGGCCCUGUCAGUCUCUGCUUGUCCACGCUGAUGGAUGGCUGUCUGUGUCCUGGGGGGGAGGGGGAGAGAGGGAGGGAGGGAGGGAGAGAGGGAGGGAGGGAGAGAACCAACAGGAUCAGUUGGGUCCCUGUAAGAGAUUUGGUAGCCUAGUACUGAGGAUGACUGUACAAGUGCUGAGAAAUUAACCGUGGGUAAACACAGUGAAGGAGUACAAUGGAAUAAGUCUACUCAUAAUUAACAUUUUAGCAGAUACAGGACAGAAGAGACAGUACCAAGUAUCUUGGCGGUAGUGCUAUAUACAUGACUCUAAUGGAGACGUGCCCAGCCCACCCAGUGUCUCGUGCUCAUCUUUGUCUGUCUGUCCGUUUUGGAGGCAGGUGUUUCCAUAUUGACUCACUGAGGGCUGUGCUGCUGCAGCCUGCUGACGUCAGUGGGGCUCUGGCUCAUUGUUUUGUGAAGAGAAUAGCCUUGUUUCACCGGGUCUACAUGGGUGCUCUGUUGUGUUUGGACGGGACGCGCGUUUAUUUAACCUGCCAAGGAGGAGAGAGGGAUGUGAGGUGGGACAGGGGCCAUGGGCAAGGGGGCAAAGGGGCCUGUUGGUGUGUUCGGGGCAUCUGGUUCCCGUGCUGGUUAAUUACAGGGUAGGCAUAGGCAACGCUGGCAUUUAGUCUGCGCUGUGUUGCAACGGGACAUUGAAAACAAUCCCAGAGUCUUCAAGGCGCUGUCUUGUCUGUGUGUGGGGAAAGGUGAGGAUUACUGUGUGGUUCUGGGAAGGUUGGAAUGUGACUGGGUGUGCUGUCUUUUUGAAAAUAUUUGUAUUUAUUUAACCUUUAUUUAACCAGUUGAGUCAGUAAAAUAUCAAAUUCUUAAUUUACAACAAGGGCCUACGUGGGAAUAGUUUACUACUAUCACCCUGAACACAGGAAUGUCAUUAGUAGUUUAAGUAGUUGACACAGUGGAAAAGUGCAGCAGCAACGGCCCCUGAGUGUCUCUGCUUUGGUGAAGGGCUCCGUGGCCAAAAAUAAUUCCCCAGAUCUAUUUUCACCCUAUGAGGAGUUUAAUUUGUCUGGACUUUUUGCCGAAAGUAAAUGAAAAUAGUAGGAGUCAAUGGGAAGUUCUCAUAAAUAUAGACGUGUGUGUAUAUGUCUGUGUGUAUUGCGUAUGUGUGCUCGCAUACUAGCGGUCUGACUACCUACAGUUGAAGUUGGAAGUUUACAUACACUUAGGUUGGAGUCAUUUAAACCUGUUUUUCAACCACUCCACAAAUGUCUUGUUAACAAACUAUAGUUUUGGCAAGUCGGUUAGGACAUCUACUUUGUGCAUGACACAAGUAAUUUUUCCAACAAUUGUUUACAGACAGAUUAUUUCACUUAUAAUUCACUGUAUCACAAUUCCAGUGGGUCAGAAGUUUACAUACACUAAGUUGACUGUGCCUUUAAACAGCUUGGAAAAUUCCAGAAAAUGAUGUCAUGGCUUUAGAAGCUUCUGAUAGGCUAAUUGACAUCGUUUGAAUCAAUUGGAGGUGUACCUGUGGAUGUAUUUCAAGGCCUACCUUCAAACUCAGUGCCUCUUUGCUUGACAUCAUGGGAAAAUCAAAAGCAAUCAGCCAAGACCUCAGAAAAAAAAUUGUAGACCUGCAUAAGUAUGGUUCAUCCUGGGGAGCAAUUUCCAAACGCCUGAAGGUACCACGUUCAUCUGUACAAACAAUAGUACGCAAGUAUAAACACCAUGGGACGACGCAGCCGUCAUACCGCUCAGGAAGGAGACGCGUUCUGUCUCCUAGAGAUGAACGUACUUUGGUGCGAAAAGUGCAAAUCAAUCCCAGAACAACAGCAAAGGACCUUGUGAAGAUGCUGGAGGAAACAGGUACAAAAGUAUCCAUAUCCACAGUAAAACAAGUCCUAUAUCGACAUAACCUGAAAGGCCGCUCAGCAAGGAAGAAGCCACUGCUCCAAAACCGCCAUAAAAAAGCCAGACUACGGUUUGCAACUGCACAUGGGGACAAAGAUCGUACUUUUUGGAGAAAUGUCCUCUGGUCUGAUGAAACAAAAAUAGAACUGUUUGGCCAUAAUGACCAUCGUUAUGUUUGGAGGAAAAAGGGAGAAUGCUUGCAAGCCGAAGAACACCAUCCCAACCGUGAAGCACAGGGGUGGCAUCAUCAUGCUGUGGGGGUACUUUGCUGCAGGAUGGACUGGUGCACUUCACAAAAUAGAUUGCAUCAUGAGGAAGGAAAAUUAUGUGGCUAUAUUGAAGCAACAUCUCAAGACAUCAGUCAGGAAGUUAAAGCUUGGUCGCAAAUGGGUCUUCCAAAUGGACAAUGACCCCAAGCAUUCUUCCAAAGUUGUGGCAAAAUGGCUUAAGGACAACAAAGUCAAGGUAUUGGAGUGGCCAUCACAAAACCCUGACCUCAAUCCUAUAGAAAAUGUGUGGGCAGAACUGAAAAAGCGUGUGCGAGCAAGGAGGCCUACAAACCUGACUCAGUUACACCAGCUCUGUCAGGAGGAAUGGGCCAAAAUUCACCCAACUUAUUGUGGGAAGCUUGUGGAAGGCUACCCAAAACGUUUGACCCAAGUUAAACAAUUUAAAGGCAAUGCUACAAAAUACUAAUUAAGUGUAACUUCUGACCCACUGGGAAUGUGAUGAAAUAAAUAAAAGCUGAAAUAAAUAAUUCUCUCUACUAUUAUUUUGACAUUUCACAUUCUUAAAAUAAAGUGGUGAUCCUAACUGACUUAAGACAGGGAAUUUUUACUAGAAUUAAAUGUCAGGAAUUGUGAAAAACUGAGUUUAAAUGUAUUUGGCUAAGGUGUAUGUAAAUGUCCGACUUCAACUGUACGUGUACGUGCCAGUUAGUUAGUUUAAUAUUCUUAAGCCUGUUUGUGAUUGACAGCCCGACGCAGCGUUAUCAAAGACAGACAAUGCGGGGUGUUCUCAAACCACCAAAACACCCGCUUAAAUAAUAGACUUUGAUAGGACUGGUAUAUGUAUUUUUAGAAGGAAAUUCCUGAGAUUGCUGUAUCAGUUUAAGGAAGGCUUAUUCUGAGAACCCUGUCAAAACAGACUGGUAGAGGCCAGAGGAACGCCAGAGGAACACCAGGGGAACACAGUCAGAACCCACAACUACAGGAAGAGAGAGCGCUACAGCCAGGCUGAGAGAGUAAGAGGGAUUGGGAUUUGGCAGGCUGGAUAUCCUCCUCACACUACUGUAAAGCUCUUUUUGGUUCGAGAGUUUGAGUUUUACAAUGGCACUUUCACAUAGAGACUGUGAGAGAUUUCAAUGUGCUCUCUCUGUUUCUUUUAUAGUGGUAAUGCGUGACUAACCUAAGGUUUUUUUCCGUUUUUAUUUUGUGUUUCUGCGUGUCCGUACAGGUCUUCCGGGUGGCCAGUGUGUGUCUGGGCAGCCCACCUGACUCCAUUUGUUGGGAGUACAGAGACAAGGAGAAGAACUUCCACCGCAUGGGCCCCCUGUCCCCUCAGCAGUUCUACAAGGAGCUGGUCAAGCCCCUUUACAACAUCCAGGACAAGGUCAACUUUUUACCUAGCUUUAUUUAUUGAUUUUAAUAAAAUAUCAAUGUAGGCUUUGUGUCAUGUAAUUAAUGAUUACAAGAGGUUAUCAUUAUUAGGGCCAUGAGUUUUUCCUCGGGUUGCAAAAUUCCUGAAACAUUCCUAAAGUUCCUGGAAACUUUGGAAGUUUUCUGAAUUUUGCGACCUAGGAAAAGCACGGGGCCCAGUUAGUCUAUAUUAGACCAAGGGUUGGGGUCAGGAAUAACAACCUCCCUAUAGUAAUACUUGAUGAGCUGAGUCUAACCUCUGGUCUCCCUCCCCACCACCACAGAUCUGUCUGGUGAAUGACCCGCGGCCUCAGAACCCCUAUGAGAAGUUGUAUAGCGUUGAGUUUCUGGGCAACAUGGUGGGCGGACACAACACCCUGUACAACAACCAGCCCAUCCAGCUACUCAAAAAGGCAGCCGCAGACUCCAUCAAAGAGGGAGAGGUACUGUGUGGGGGUGUGAGCAGGAGUGUGUCUGGGAAGUUAGACGAAGGCUGCGUUUGAGAACUGAGUGAGUAUGCAGGGAGACUACCUAUAACAUACGUUUCUCUCUCUCUCUCGUAGGCUGUGUGGUUCGGUUGUGACGUGGGCAAGCAUUUCCAUGGCAAACUGGGCAUCAAUGACAUGAAUGUGUGAGUAUUAUGAGAGGGAAGCAUACAUGCGUCAACAUCACAUGUAUAACUCCCUAUCAAUUAGAUCUGUGUGUGCGUAUAUGGUGUGUCUGUUGUGUUGUGUGUGUGUGUGUGUGUGUGUGUGAGAGAGGGAGCUCAUCCUGUCCCUCCCUGUGUUCCCCCCUCUCAGGUUCAACCAUGAGUUGGUGUUUGGGGUGUCAGUAAAGAACCUGUCCAAGGCAGAGAGACUGAUCUUCGGAGACUCCCUCAUGACCCAUGCCAUGAUCCUCACCGCUGUCACCGACAAGGUAGCACACACACAGUACACACAAAACGUACACACACACACACACACAUACUGUACACAUGCACCACAUUUGAGUGACUCUGCACCAAAGGCAUCCAUUGUGUGUUUACAGUCGUUUGAAUCGGCUGCAGGUUUUAAAGUGGCUGUCAAUUUCCCCCCCGUAAGUGACCCCAGCUGUCUCCUCCUUCCCCUCAAAACAGCUGGACAGUAUUUGGACCCAUGGUUACACAACAUAGGAGUUACCAGUCCUGGCCUGCACCCCACUGGGAAUCCUGCACUCCUCUCUUACUGAUGAGCAUACUGUAUAAUUUGCUGUAUAUACUCCCACCAUGUUUCAUGUACUCUGUGUAUGACAGGCAUAAAGCAGAAAACACAGACUUAUUUGGACUUCUUCUCCUUUUGUUCAGUACAUCUGCCUCCUAUCGGGUAAUACAUAAUCAUACACAUUUUGAUUUCUCUCUUUCAUCUGUCUCUCUCUCUCUUUAUCCCUCUCUCUCUCUCUCUCAGCAGGAUGAAAAGGAUGGAGGAUAUGAGAAGUGGAGGGUGGAGAACUCCUGGGGUGACGACCGUGGGAAUAAAGGUGAGAGCUGAGUCAACCAGAGGUCAGAGGAGGAGGAGAGGGCCCGUUCUCACGAAGCCUUGUGACGUCUGUCUGCCUUUCGCGACAUGAGAGUCCCUCUAGGUCUGCCUGUGCCAAGCUAUGUGAAGCGUAGACCCCUCCUCUUCCCUCUCUCACACCACAGGGCUCAGUGUACAAUCAUAGGGACAGUUGGAUUUCCUGUCGGGUCAAUUGAAUUUGAAGUAGGAUUAGCGAAAAAAUGCUCCCUUCCCACCCGCCUGGCGUUGUUAUGAAUUUAUGAUUGACUUCUGGUGUGGAGGGCUGGUUUUGGUUUGGGGUUAGUUUAGCAGCAUCCUCUCAUGUCUGGCCCCCUACCGUAGCUUUGUCUGUUAAGGCUAUGAACCCCGGAGGGAGAGAAAGCACAACAGGGCUGUUUCCCCCUCUCAGACAACGGCCCUUUGUCCCUCUCACAACACAACAGUACGCCAUUUUGUUUCAGCCUCCAGACUUCCUCUGUGUGGAAGACUCCGACACUGUCAGACUACAGGCCUGGGUUCAAAUAAUAUUUUUCUUGCAUUAAGCGGCGCUAAAACGUUUGAAAGGAAACAAAUACUGAACCCACCUCUGUUGGGACUGUAUGGCUUUUUAAUCAAAAUACGUAAUUAUCCACCAUUCCCACCGCUCUUUCUCUCUCCCCCCUCUCUCUGUCGCCCUCCCCCUCUCCUCUCUCCCUCUCUCUCUCUCUCUCUCUCUCUCUCGCUCUCUCUCCUCUCUCCAUCAUGUGCUCUACAUUCCAGUGCAGAUUAUUUGGGUUCUGUUAUGUAGUCCCACUUUCUGGUCAAUGACUUCAUAUCAUCUGCAUAUUGAGAAUAUAAAAAAAGCCCUACCUACCACUAAAGCCUCCUCAAAUCAACUGUAUUUCACACAUGUCCCAUUCCAUAAACAUCCACGCAGAUAUUUUCCCUCGGAUGUAUUAAUAAAGUUAUUGAAAACAAAUGAUGUGGAGGACGGCGGCGGUGGCGGCGGAGAGCACUGUUUGUUUGACAGCUGGAGGCGGAGAUGGGGAGGGAGGACUUGUCAACGCCACAACGGACGGAGAAAAUGUGUGUUUGUAAGGUUUCGAGGGUUAACAUCUCUCCAAUUGCCUGUAAUAUGUUGUUUCCCCCAAGGGGAUCCCGCCUAAUUAGGUUAACACCGUGGUGCCUGGUUCAAACUGCUCAAACCCUUCAAACACCAGAGCUUUUCUCAAGAUUUAUUAUUAUGGCCUUAGAGUGCACAAUUUUUACUUUUACGCUAUAUUAUACAAAUAUGGGAAAUGUGGGCCAAUCUGACAUGUGAUAUUUCAUUGUGACAGACUGUUUUAUAGGCUAGAGAUGCCCUCCUCAACGCACCUCUCGGAUUCUACACGACCCCUUUUACAACUACUUCGGUGUAGUGAGAAACAAUAUUUGUACUGGCUAUUGCGAUUCCCUCGUUAACAUAUCACGUUACCGGGCAGACUAUGGACACACUCUUAUAUCUGCUAUUACAAUCUGCUAUUACAUGUAGGAUGAUGCUGUCAUCGCAGAUAGGUUUGGAAAAUUAUUUUCUCAUUAUCGUGAACUAAGGAGAUAAUGGAAACAGCAUGUGCUGACCUGUGUUGCUCAGGACAUUUCAGCUGUACUAUUCUAUCUAAAGCAGAACAGCUCAUCUGAAUAAACUCCAUCCACAGCUCUCCCUGUAAGACGGCGUAGGACACAUCUGCAGUCCCGUUAAGACAAAUAAUGACGCUAUACGAAACCGCCACCCGACACACACUCGUCUUUCCUGGAAACUGGAAAGGAAGAACCACGCAGAAUGAACACACACAGAACGAAUAAACCACAGAACGAAUAAACCACAGAACCAGGGGUAUUGUUUUGAGUUUAGGCACGUUUUUCGAGGUCCCUGUGACAUCAUCGAUAACUCAACUUUUCAGCGGGGGAUUGAUACGCUCUGAACACUGCCCGGGUCCAGAGAUGAGAGGAAAAUCAAACAGCGGUCACAAUCUGGUCUAGUGCCCAGCUCUGACCGUUACACAAUCCUGCAUAACCACAGGAUCAUGUUCAUUAGGCACCAAAUGGAAGAAAACUGUCUGAAACAGGGAGGGACUACCUGGACUUGUCCAAUAAGAAACUUUUGUUAAAAAAUGUUUUAAAACGUUUUCUGCUGCGUGCCCAAAUGAACCCGCCCGUGCCUGCUCAAAUCCCAAGUCUCCUCCUAUUGCCACGUGGACAGAUUGGAUCUGUUCUGUUCCUGUUUGUCUUUAGUCUGGGUUGUCAGUUUGUUCAGACGGGCCUAUUGCCCUUGUAGAUAAAUUAGAACAAUGUAUGCGGAAUGCCCCUAUUGUCAUUACGCAUCCUGCUCUCACCAGUCUAAUCUCUUCAUAUCAAGUGUUUAUAUGCUUUUCUUUAUGAUUUGAUGUACUCACUGUCACCCUCUGAGAGAGAGAGGCCGUGGCCUGUGUGUCUGUACGUGUUCUCAGGUCCAAGGUCUGUUAGUGGGAUCAUGUACACUGAAGGUUGUGUUUCUGGGCUUGUUAUGAAAAUGUAUUAGAGCAGGAGGAAGUGGCAUUCUUUAAUCUGUUUUUUGGGGGAGGAUAAAGUGGCCUAAUGCUGUGUUAAUGAAUCAAAAUAUGUGUGUCGGUCAGUCCCUCCUUUGCAAACUGGAGAUUUAUCGGGCUGGGGUGUGCGAGGUGAGAACAGAAGUGUGGGACAGACCUGGGUUCAAAUACUAUUUGACAUCAUUUCAAAUACUUUAGCUUGGCUUGCCUGGUGCAAUGGAACCAAUAGAAACGUGCAAACCCAGCCCACCUGGCACUCCAUGCAGGCUAAAGCAAACCAGUCCUAGCCAUGCAUUUGAAAGAUUUCAAAUAAUAUUUGAACCCAGGUGUUGUGUGGGACAGACAGACAGGGUGGGGGUCUGUCCUUCCCUCCUCUCCCUGUGGAACAAUAGGUCGGAGGCCAGGGGUACUGACGGACGCCCCUCUUAUCAGGACUCACACUUUAGAACACUCGCACUCAUUGCUUUCAGUAUUGGGCAGUCCACUGAAGUACAGAGUGAGUCACUGAUACUGCUGUUAGCUAAUGAAUGUCAGACUGACUGGUCUUAGAGAUGGGUGUUAAUCAGGACUAAUGAUGAUUGAAAAUAAACUCCAGCAGCACAGGUGAUCUUGACGCUCCACCAAUUGAAUGAAUCUUAUACCAACAUUAUCAAGACACCUUCAUCAGGUAUUUUUUAACUUUUUAACUGUAUGAAUUAACCCAAUGUAUCUCCAUGUAUGUGUGCAGGUUACCUAAUCAUGACCGACGAGUGGUUCUCUGAAUACGUGUACGAAGUGGUCGUGGACAAGAAGUACCUGGCCCCCGAGGUGCUGGAUGUAAUGCAGAAGGAACCCAUUGUCCUUCCUGCCUGGGACCCAAUGGGAGCCUUGGCCUUGUAACUAUGGAAAAAGAGGGUGCCAUCCCACCCGCCCGGUCUCAGCCCUGGUCUGCUUGACUCUGCCCCAUCUCUCUGGUUUUACCCCUGCAUAGACUUCCACCCACCACAGCCUGUUCUCUAGACAAAUAAUAAAAGUUUGUUUUUUUUACUGGAAAAACA
Messenger RNA from Coregonus sp. 'balchen', 25274 nucleotides. The record is from the annotation of a GenBank genome assembly. NCBI's taxonomy places the organism in Eukaryota, Metazoa, Chordata, Actinopteri, Salmoniformes, Salmonidae.